AUGAUCCUGCUGUUUUUGCCGCUCCUGAGUGCUGUACUCGGAGUGAAGCCUGUUUGGCGGACUCCUGUCUCGGAGCCCAAUCCACCGUCGCUCAAUUCUUCCCGCGUCCAGCAUUCCAGUCUCAGCAAGGUUUCCUCUGCAGUUCAAAUAAUCAAUUUGGGUUUUAAAGAUUUUUAAAAUCAGAGAUUCAAGACUUUUUUGAGUUCAAACUUUUCAUUUUUGUUUUAUCCUCUUUCAAGCUACCCUUCAGGUUCCGAAAAACUUGGUCAGCUUUUUUUUAAUGAAGAACAAAAGACAGAUACUUAAAAAACAGCAAAUCUUGAGUGCAAAAACAGCCGACUACUUACAAAAAAAGUGCAGUCUCUUAUAAGAGACGCUGCUAGUUGCACUAAAUGAGAACGAUAGUCAGUAAGCCAACGAAUCGUUUUCAGCGCGCGCAGCCCAACUACUACACACGACCGGAGCAGUUCUCAGUUCCAGACUAUCGACCGCCGGAUCAGAAUAUCCCGCAGAGGCGCGGUCCCACUGCUCCACAGCGAUCAAUCCAUCCAAACACCAAUUUCAACCCGAAGUUUUACCCCAUUCCAACGGUGCACAACAAAGGACAACCGCCGUUUCCGCAGCUCUCGCAGCUGCCUCCGAACUGGCAACAAUACCCUCUGCAGAUGAUCUGGGUGCCGAAUCCGCCAAACUCGGCUCCAAACGCAGCUCCCUACUGGUAUGGCGCGCCUCCGGUGCCGCCACAAGGUCAAUUCGGACCGACUUCGACGAAGCAGCCGGCAUCAGAGCCUUCUGCGAACCCCGAAAACUACCAGGGCACUUUUCCCCAUUCACCCGCUCCACAAAACCCCGAAACUACUGCUCCAACUGUUCAAACCGAAACUCCAAAAGUCUCUAGUUAUUCGGAACCUACGGAAGCGAUUACGGAAAUGACAGAGCCGCCGUUCAGACCGGAGACAAAUCCAUACCAAAAUCCAACUUCUGCCUUGCCGGAGGACUCAACAACUUCCCGUUUGGUGCCUCCGCCAUCCGUUUCCAGCGUUGUGCCACCGGUCUAUCUCUCUCCAGAAGAUAGCAGUGAAACGGUGUCGCCCCAGGAAACGACAUCUCCGAUCAUAGAAAGACCUCAAAAUAACUAUAUCCCGAGCGAGACAGAGCGUCCUACGGAAGACACUGCAACGCCUAAAAGUGAUACCGAAAACUCGGAGAACAUUUUUUCCAGGUUGGUUUGAACGCUGGUGAGUAAUAUGUCGAGCUUACAGCCCACCUCAAUCGACUUCUAAGAAACCGGAAGAGGACGAAGAAGACAUGCUGAGGAAUUUCUUCCCAAGACCCAUGACUGCUCAAGUAAGUCUGACCAAUAGCUUGAAGACGCAGAGCGAUUUUUUCUUGUGUGAGAACUUUAGCGUCUCUACUUUUUUGAACUGAAAUACGAUCAAAAUGCUAAACGUAGAAAUAUUUGGAGGCUUACCAGCCACCAGCACAUCAGCCAGAAGAAUUCACCUCACACAUCGACGUGCACUUCAAAACUCCAGCCAGAAACUGCAACUCUCCCUACUGCGCGUCGGUCGACGCCGACAAGGUUCAUCUUGCUGAGUAUUUACUAAUAUUUAAUACAUAAAUAAGAAGAUACAACUGAAAAAAAGGUAAAAGUUAGAAAGAAGUAGUUAAGACGAUUAUUAAUAUCAGAAAACGUAUUUUUUCUGAGUAAGGCCCCAUUAAUCUAGUUCUAGUAUUUUUCCCAUAAAUGGAUGCUAAUUUUUUUUUCACAAGGUUUUUUCAAAGCUUAUGUACUUGAUAUCAAAAUCAGCUUGCAAACUGUGUUUAAAUGUUUUUUUUUUUUUGAAGGUUUCGCUGUACAAGCCGGAUGCCAAGCAUGAAAACGGUCCUACUCUGGUGAUCAGCAACGUCGCCAAGGUUCUUAUUUGGAUACGAGGCUUUCAGAACUAUUAUUGCAUUCCAACUGAUAAAAUAAUCAAAAAUGUUUUUAGAACUGAGUGCUCUCAAACCUUGGUUUUGGUUGAAGUCCAACUUCCAAUUAACUUUUUCCCGUUUUUUUUUUGGAUUCUGACGUGCCGAUUUUUCAGGAAGAUGCAAGCCGGGCCGGAUACGCGCCUCCACAGCCUCCGCCAGCUGUGAACAACCCCUACCAGCCGCCGAACGUCGAGCAGGACUACGGCCAGCCUUAUUCUCCCACUCAGAACAUAUUUCCGCCAUUCAGUCCAAGUCCUCUUCCUUUUCAGCCAACAACACGUCGACCGGAGGUCAUUCCUUUUUUCUGUCUUUUUUUCUCCUUUCUUUUUGAGCUGUAGAGCUUUGGCGGCGUUUCAGUCGAAAUGGAUUUUUAGGGUAAAGUAAUCCAAAGUAGAUAUUUAUAGGUAAAUCGUGUUUGGUUGACCAAACAUUUAUGUCACUUUCUGCUCUUUAAAAGAUUUUUUAGGAUAGGAUUGCGAAAAUUUGAAAUUUUCUCAGAAAUUUGUGAUUAUUUCAAUCUUUGAUAGUCAUCAGUGAGAAGAACAAAACCUUUCAAAGCGGUCUUUUUUUCUCGUACUUGAAAAAAGUUUGAUCUGUAGUUUCCCGUGUACACGGGCAGACGAACCAGGCUCCAUAGAGCGGCUCAAAAAAACCGUUUUUGAAGAUCAGAUCUAUUGUACAACUCAACCUUUGUUAAUCGAAACGUUUUUUGUGCAAAUCCUCACUCGAAUCUUCGAGCAAGAUGGUAUUCGUCAAAAAGUAAAGCUCAAGAAGUUGUAGGCGGUCCCUCGGUCUUUGGUUCCGGCGCACAUGCUCUCACAGCCGACGACUCUGCCACUGGCAACGCCAUUUUCCGAAACUACGACGAGCCCUGUAACGUUGAUCAACAGUACCAGAAUAGAAAUCUGUUCAGACCGAGUCUUUCUCUCCGACGGCCAGGACUCUGCGACCAAUCGCCGCAACCGUUGCAGCUCCUUCCUCGACCAAAGGGCCAACUGGUCCAACACCUCCUCCUCAACCGGAGUACCUGCCACCGGCCAUCGAACACAUGACGUUGUCCACGGCCGCUCAUCCGGAUUUCCAUCCGACAUACAAGCCGCUGCAUCCUGAAGCAACCACGUCGACCACGUCAGCGCCAAGUCCGAAAGAAGAUCAAACACCUGCGGUGGUGACUCGAAAGCCAGACUUCCCUACACUUCGAUAUCAAACUUCCGACUCAACUUUGAGUCCACCAUUGUCCAGCUCGACUGAAAAAGUCCUUCUCACAACCGCGAACGCUCCACCGACAGCUCUGCCCCCACAGAAGACAUCAACCAUAGAGUUUACAACUUCUCCCACCAUCACUACUCUCAAAGUCCCUGCCACCCCAGGCUUGAACACCAUUGAAGUGACAUUUGCAAGGUUUUUUGGCUCUGAGAGAUCUGGAAAAUGCUAUGCUUCAGACCUUCGCCUCCGACGCUGACUUAUCCCACGUCUCCUGCUCCAGAAGCUACGUCGCCAGGUCACACUCCACAGCAGAUUGCUCCGCGCAUUCCAAACCGUAAUCCAUACGAUCCUCCUGAGGGAGCGCCUGCAGUUCCGAACAGAGUGCGAGGUGAGUUCCCAUGAAUUUCGCAUUUAUAAGGAGGAUUCAGGAAAGCCGCACAUCGUGUGCCAAGAGAAUGGCAUCACCUUCGAGGCCAAGACCAUCUUGCCUUUCACCGGCCAAAUAUUCGCCAACGAUCGUAAACGAGUCCCAGAGUAUGUUUCUUGUCUUAGGCUUUGUUAUGCUUCUGCAGCGAGAAAAAUUCCUAAUGAAUUGGAGGACAAGGAAAAGAAAGCGAUUAUGAGUGAACGGCGAAAUUCCCAUCCACCGAUUACAUCUCGUUCUUUCAUAGCGGGCUUCGCGUUUUGCGAUUUCUUUUUCAAGCCCUCAUUUUCUAGUUUGGAUCGAGUCAGUCGGGAAGCUAAAUAGUCGUUGGAAGUCCAAAAGAACAGACUUCUCAGGAGAAAAUAUUGUUCAAGUCAAUUCUACGCAGUGAUUUUUCCUAGAAAAUAGAGAUUUUUCAAGCACAAGCACGGCUUGGAAAAGAGGUACGUUCAAGAAUUUUUAAGAAAGAAGAAUGAAAAAAGAAAAAUAUGGGAAAACGUUUAGUGGCCACUAUAGAGGCUCCUCAAGACUAUUUGAAGAGGACACUAAAGUGGCUUCCAAAACCACCUCUAUAGAGGCCACUAUUUUGUUCAUUAGUGGCAACUAUAGUAGUUUCAGUCAUCUAGUGGUACCACUUAGAACUCUAUGGUGGCCACUAAUUUUUAACCCCUAAAGUGUCCACUAAUUUGACUACUAUAUUGGCCACUAAAACGUCAAAACCCUAUAGAGGCCACUAAACAUUUUCCCAGUAAAGUAAAAUUUGAUUCAGCUUGGUAUAAAUACGCAUCUCGAAAGUUUGAAGUAUCGCCAACACUUUUUUCUUGCAUUGUUUCCACAAUGAGUUCUCAAUUAGGAAAUUGAAGGUGCGCAAAGAGUUUCAACGAGGAGAACAACCCGAGCGUGUUCCUGCCCUUCGACAAAUGCGGCGUCCGUAACACCGGAGACCAGGAAGACUCGCGUGCCCAGUUCCACAUGCAGGCAGGUAGAUGAUCUCUUCCGCAUCCCAGUUGCUCAGGUCGUGCUCGUCGUCGACCAGGGCAACGGCACCAACACUUUGCAGUCUUUCAUGGCCCAGUGCGUGCAUCAGAAGAUCGGCUACGACCGACAGAACGUGCCGCGACGCAUCGAGGAAGCCCUCGAAGAGUGAGUUCUUUUGAAGACGUCGCAACGAAGAUGCUCUUCAAGGCUUCGUCUUGUGCCUGCGCGUUUGGAGCAAAAGGCGUCGCUGCCAACCGUUGAGAUGCAGCUCCUAGUCGAUCAAGGCCAUCACAAUGUCGGACCCGAGGCGCGUUUUCGAUUCUCAUGGGUUAAUAAAGAGAUAAAAUGAGUUUUAGUAUGGAGAAAGCAUUCGUGAAACUCAUUCUCCCAUGUUCUGCCCUUCAAAUAUUUUUUUGUACUUCAAUGUAGUCGUUCCAGGUCAGCGCCGCGGACAUCGGCAUGCCUUUGGCGGUUCACUGGCGUCUCAACCCGCAGUCUGGUGAGAACUCCUUGUUUCUAAAACAUGACCAACUUCCAGACGCAUAUGGAUUCCACGUGCGCAACUGCCUUGUCGUCGACACGAUCGGAAAACUUGAGCACAAACUAAUCGACGAACAAGGGUAAGCCCUUCUAGAUAGGAAGACUGUAACUUCGAAUCUUUCUCCAUCGGAGUGUACACUUUAAUGGUUCACUUUCGAGGUGCUCGACAGAUCUUUCUAUAAUCGACCAUCCGCACUACGACUCUUUCCGCGACACGGCCGCUGCCCACAUGUGGGCCUUCAAAGUCGGCUGCACGAGUUUCGCCAGAAAAUGAUUCGAUUUGAGGUGCCAGACAUGUCUUCUCUGCGCAUCAAAUGCGACGUUUUUGUCUGCGCCGCCAUCAAGACUUCCGACACGAACGUCAGCAGCUGCGAGGACGUCCCUUCGGUAAUAUUCCUUGAUAAGACGUAGAAAAUGGCAGUUCCACAGGUAGAAAGAGCUUCACAAUAUCUAAUUGUAGACGAGAGCCCCCAAAAUUUUUGAUAUAGAAAAAUUCAAUGAGAAAAUUAGUUUACUGAAACUUCGACACUCUUCCUUUUUUUCGUUACGUGACUCUUAUGACUGCUCCUUCUUUCAAAGACAAAAAAAAGUUAUUGACUUGCGGACUCCGGCACGUCAAUCGAAAAUCAAAGUUUCAGCCUCCGUUCUGCGCGGACGUCGUCACCUCGCCGCCCAACUCCAUACUAUCGGACGCCAAGCGGUACGAGAAGACUCGGCGAUACGCUGAAGAGCCCUCGGAGACGCAGACCGUCCGUGCGGCACUCUGUCUUUCUCAAAACUGCCACCAUAAGAUAGCCGGUCAGUUAUAUCAUCCUAAAAGGCUUAUCAGGUUCGUUCUCUCGAGCCAUAUCUCUGAUCGGCGAUCACACUCUUGAUUGACUUUUCAAGGCGUUAGGAGCCAAUGAUUGACGUUAUUAAAUGGAGAAUUUCAUGAACCAUAAGCUUAGAGGUGAAAAGCUCGAAGUGCACAGCUCACAAGGCAGUUGCACUCGGAUUUUCAGAAUUUUCUUUAUAUUAUUCAUGUCAUGGAGUUCAUAUUUGCAAAGUUUUCCGGCCAUUAAAGCUGAAAAUUUUAGGCUAGCUUGGCCGUUAUUUUUUCUGAGAGCUGAAAAUCCUAAGCUAAAUUGAUUGAAAUUCAGGUGACGUUCGUCUGUGCGUGAAUGCCCAGUUCGUGACGGCCUCGACUGGAUUUUCCAUAGCCUUCCUACUUUUCGUCAUUUCUCUCAACGUCAUCGUCCGCGCCAAAACAUGA
Messenger RNA from Caenorhabditis auriculariae, 6374 nucleotides. Lineage: Eukaryota; Metazoa; Nematoda; Chromadorea; Rhabditida; Rhabditidae. The record is from the annotation of a GenBank genome assembly.